Molecule: messenger RNA, 897 nt
Organism: Aspergillus welwitschiae
Lineage: Eukaryota; Fungi; Ascomycota; Eurotiomycetes; Eurotiales; Aspergillaceae
Exons: 3
Coding region: 1-897 (298 amino acids)
Source: RefSeq, a predicted model, not a curated record
AUGGGAGUGAAGCGAUCCUUCGAAUCAUUUAUCGAGAAUAGUCGUGAAGAUGCUAAACUGCGAGUAGCCCAGACCAAUGUUGUAUCCCGCCACCUGAGCCACAUCUUCACAGCCACAAAGGUGCUGAAGCACUCGGUGCUGACAGAACAUGAUUUGGAUACACUAGGAAUCAAGCUAUCCGAGCAUGAUCUGGAAGGAGAAUGUUCCAAUGGCCACCAGGCUUUUUACCAGCCACUACCAAAAUCAAAGUUACCGGAGAUUGACUGGGACAAGGUGCACUUUUCGAAAUGGCAUGAGGGACAUAGCGACGAGCCCCGCCGGGUGCACUAUACGCUUCAGAGUGUUUCGGGCAGGGUCUAUGGCGCAUGGUUUCGUAGUGGCCAGCACCAAACCUGGGGCGAGCAUACGCCAGAUGUGCCGUAUUCAUGGCAGACUGUUGCGGAAAUGGAAGCGGAUUCGCUGGACAUUCCCCACUGCAGCUUUCAGAUGUACCACUACGCCGAUCCCGAAGAACCCCUGCGCCGAAGUGAAGUCCUGCCCAUAGUCGGGUUCAUGCGAUGGCGGCUGAAUCGAUUCAAUUAUGUCAAGCACCGCACAUUCCCGGUCAUGGUUGUUUCUAUCUUCCGCUCCCAGGCCCGAAUUCUCCAGGCUUAUCAUGACGGAAAAUAUCUCCACAUCUCGAAAAGCAAGUUUGUCGAUUUCACCGAGAAUUGUCGCGAGAACUACGAACUGUUUGUGCGGUGGAUCUAUAGCCUUCCCUGCGGGGAUACUGUCGCCCCUCUGCCAAUCAAAGGCGAAGAGUUGCUCCGGCGCAGCUACGAGUUAAUUGAUAAGGGCUUUGAUCAUCUUGCACGAGAAGCAGAGGCAUACCAUCCACGCAAGAAGUUGAAGGGAUAG